UGUGCAUUUUGCAGACUACCGUUGAGCUGCUCCGGGCCCUGGUGACAAUGUCAGGCGUCUGCUUUCCUUUGGCCAUUCUCAGUAUCGUGGCGCGUGCAGUGGCCGUAGCGUUGUUCCUCUGCUGGAUCAAGAUGUGGACCGACGCGGCCGGAACGCUGGACAACGGAGGCUACUCUGACGCCACUUGGGUCACGGUUCUGGGUGCUCUGUGCGUCUGCGACUUGCUGUUCGGCUCCCUGGCUGGCCUUCUGCUGGCGCUGUCCUUCCGACGACUGUCCUCGCGCCUGCACGGCGCCAUGCUCCGGCGCGUGCUGCUCUGUCCGGUUUCCUUCUUCGAGGCGACCCCUCGCGGCAGAUUGCUGAACCGCUUCUCCGCCGACCUGAACUAUGUCGACUGCCAGUUCUACAUGACAACGAAAGAAGUGCUGCAGACUAUCACGGUGGUACUUGCGAGGCUGGCCGUUGUGGGGACGCAGGCUCUUACAGCAUGCCUCCUGGGAGUAGUCGCCACGGGAGUCUACCUUGUCAUCGUGACAGUGACUGUACGGGCUUCCAACGCACUUCGCUCCCUGGAGACAGCCUGCGUGUCUCGCGUCCUGCAGCACCUCACCGAGACCCGAGACUCCAUGAGCAGCGUGCGCUGCUACGGUGCCGUGGCGCUGGUCUGCCGGCGCUUCUGCCGGCUCCUCGACGGCGCCUUGAGGUACUUCUGGGCACUGGCGGCGGCCGUGCGCUUCACGCGCAUCUCCGGAGGAGUCGCGGGACUCUGCGCCGUCGUCACCACGGUUCUCGUCAUGUUCUUCUCGACGGUGCCGCCGUCGCCGAGCGACGUCGGCCUGUCGCUCAGUUCAGCCAUGUCGAUUCCGAUGCUACUGUCGGCCAUCAAUGCCUCGCUUUUCUUCUGUUUUAUGGCCACUAUCGCUUUCGAGCGCGCCGUCGAGUACACCAGGCUACAACCCGAGGACGCCUGUGAUGCGGCUGAAUUGCGGGCCGAGGGCGCGCACAGUUUACACACUUCCUGGCCAGACCACGGAAAGAUAGCGUUCGAAAAUUUCACUGCGUCUUACAAACCCGGCAUCUGCCCGCCCAUCUUGAAGAGCCUCACUUUUGUUAUAGAAGCUUGUGAGAGGGUAGGCGUGGUCGGGCGCACGGGAGCCGGAAAGUCAUCACUCAUUCUUGCCCUUCUGCGGGUGCUGAAGCCUUCAGAAGGACGCAUCGUCAUCGAUGGCACCGACAUCUCUUCGGUUUCUCUUCGACAGCUGCGCUCGGUCAUCACAGUUAUCCCACAGGAGCCGUACCUCAUGAAAGGAAGCCUGAGGGACAACCUGGAUGCCACGCAGAGCCACUCGGACGAUGAGGUCUGGGAGGCGCUCAAGAAAACGCACAUGGCAGACUUCGUGUCCAAGCACCCGCUAGGACUUUUGCUGGAGAUCGAUGACGGAGCUGAGAACCUCAGCGGCGGUCAGCGGCAGUUGUUGUGCCUGGCGAGGGCGCUACUUCGCCGUCCUCGCGUCCUUCUGCUGGACGAGGCCACGUCGCGCAUGGACGGCGACACUGACAGGCUGGUACAGAGGACCCUGCGCGAUGGCUUCUCCCGCUGCACCGUGCUGACGAUCGCUCACCGGCUGAACACUGUGCUGCACUGCGAUAGGAUCUUGGUGAUGAGCGAAGGCUGCGUCGCUGAAUUCGGCACCGUAGCGGAUCUUGCUGCUAACCCGAGCUCUAUUUUCGGCGUAAUGGCACGGGCUGCAGGCAUCGACACUUCGUCGUUACAGAACAAUGGUUAUUCCGUGCGCCUUUGAGCAACCGAGAGCAGAGGCGACAUGGAGUAACCUGGAGGUGAAUGGAACCUGCAUCUCUCGGGUGUUACGUGGAACCUUACCUUUAACUCGGCACCUCUUGGGCGUUUCAAGGGCUGGGUGAACACAUCUUCGCUCUUUCGUUAGGGAAUGACCAUGAUGAAGCGACAAGUCCGCAUGGAACAAUGUUAAAAAAGCAGACGUCAAAAUUCUAUGAAAGAUUAUUACCGAAAAAAAAAGCGUCUAAAAUAAACAAAAUUGACGCCUAAAUAAGCUAAACUUCAGUUUAGGCUAAUUAGUUCACUGCUCUAAAGAUUAUGUAAAUGGCAAAAAAAAAAAGCGAGGACGCGGUUUAUAAGCCAGAAAUACACACAUGCGUGUCAACUGCCCAUGAUAACUCGUUGCUCAAGCGAUGGGAGCAUGCAAAUGGUUGGCCUCCCGGAUAUUCUUUUUCGCAACGUGGGUGCUACUCGUGCAUCCGCGAGACAAAUGGCUGCGGGGACGACUGUCCAGCGUGCAGUAAUGACGCCGCCCAGCCGGCUGCGAAAGCAUGCACACGACGAACGAGGCACGUAGACGACGCAGACGAAAAACACUACACUGUAGAUUCAGCAGUUUUUCAAACACCAGCAGUACACUGGUUUAGGAGUAACGUUAAGAUGGAGGCAGCGAUGGCUGUUCUUUACGACUGAAGUUGUAUAUGACGAGUAUUUGCUUUGGUCAUAACGAUGCUCGAAAAAAAAGAACAUACAGCACUUGUCGCCAGAUCUACAAAUGAUUCUUGGCUAAAUCCACGGUGUUGAACAACCAGAAUCUCGAUAUGGGAAAUAGCUCAGCAUUUCACGUCCGUGUAGGACAGAUGACAGCAAUCCCUCUAGCACAGAAAAUACGUAUUUGUUCCGUCUUGUGGAUAUACUAUUAUCAGUGAGCUACGUAGCAGACUGGUCGAGUUGCGCAUUAUUAAAAUAAAUUCGUUUCAUAUGAGAGAAAAAAAAAAAGCUGCCGUUUCUUCUUGUCAGAGCCAAAUCUCUUUAUAGUCAACAACAGAAAGCCAAUUUCCUUCCGAUCGGAGCGCAAUUAUUAAACAAAACAAACAAACUGUUCUCUCGAGCAUCAGAUAAAGCACUUUGGCGAUCGUUAUGGCUAAUUCAAUAAGGACACUUUAAAGACUUAGCAUUGCUAAAGCUUGGUGCACUUUCACGCAUCUCUGACGUGACUGUUCAUUUAUCGCGAAAAUGUGCAAACCCGAAGUAUGUGCCACACUUAUCGUUGUCCCCGACUGAGCGACACCCUGGAGGAAAAAAAAAAGAAGAUAGUGCUCUAGUGGGCUUUCUUAGGCAAAUAACACUACUGUACACGCCGAUCUCUCACACGCGCAAGAACAUCAAUAAUAGUAAAUAAAAUGGGUGCAUCAAGGAGCUUUUCUUGUCAAACGAAGACGCACUGCUGCGAGACCUCUUUAGAUUCCCGGUAUUUACGGUUCACUAGAUGCUCACAAAAAGCGUCGCGUGUGUUUCACACGUCGUAAUGUGCCAGCUGUAUGAAGAAGCCUGGGACGCGCCUAUGUAACAAUCGUAUUUCAAUUCUAUUUAUCUUCACGCUUCUUUAGUCAGACAGAGUGGCUCUCUGCCUACGAUAGCUGCAGGACUUGCCAGUCGUAAGAAGUUGAUAAUACGAACGCUCUAUAAUCACACGAAAAUAAUCUUCCCAUUAUACCGGUCUUGCGAUAUAUACUAGAAUUUUUUUUUCUUGCACUUGACAUCUUUGAAGGUGUGCGAAUCUAGCUUCAAAAGGACCCUGUCGUUGUAGGUCAUAACAGCAAAAUCUGCACUCCUCUGAUUUAAAAGUACUGUAGUACCAAUUAUCAAUUAUCGCGCCCUAGUCUAGCGCGUGUAUUCCCUGUGAAUCACUUUGGGUUAAGUCAAGUUAAGACGACGUCGGAGCCCAGCAAAGACCGUCCAUCGCUGAGGCGUGAUGUCGGGUGCUAUACGUCACUCAAUAUUGAUAAUAUCAUUAGCAUGGCGAAUCGGCCGAGUUGGCUUCUUAUCCGU
This is a messenger RNA of Dermacentor andersoni, 3850 nucleotides long. Its product is annotated as ATP-binding cassette sub-family C member 3-like. Gene Ontology annotation, biological process: transmembrane transport. Gene Ontology annotation, cellular component: membrane. NCBI's taxonomy places the organism in Eukaryota, Metazoa, Arthropoda, Arachnida, Ixodida, Ixodidae. Gene Ontology annotation, molecular function: ATP binding; ATP hydrolysis activity; ABC-type transporter activity. The record is from RefSeq and is a predicted model, not a curated record.